Messenger RNA from Penicillium samsonianum, 1011 nucleotides. Its product is annotated as Fumarate lyase. The record is from RefSeq and is a predicted model, not a curated record. Bases 1 to 1011 code for a protein of 336 amino acids. Lineage: Eukaryota; Fungi; Ascomycota; Eurotiomycetes; Eurotiales; Aspergillaceae. Gene Ontology annotation, molecular function: catalytic activity. The transcript is spliced from 2 exons.
AUGGCCGUCUCCGCCGUCGACUCUCGCAUUUUCCGCAACUUAUUCGGAACACAAGAAAUCCGUGACAUCUUUACAGAUGAGGCAUAUGUGGAGUCUCUAAUCGAAGUUGAAGCCGCUUUGGCGCGCGCUGAAUCAACAGUUGGCGUGAUUCCCAUCGACGCAGGAAAAAGAAUUACCGAUGCUUUUGCAAGACUUCAAAUUGAGUACGAGAUCGAGCAGCGGUGUCUUCUUGUCCAGUUCGGCGGUGCGGCGGGCACGAUCGCUGCAUUGGGUGCAGAUGAUACAGGGCUCCGGGUUCGUGAGCAGCUUGCCGCUGAGCUUGGGCUGAAGAAUCCAGGUAUUACUUGGCAUGUUGCGCGGGACAACAUAGCGGAGAUCCUCAACUUCCUGGCUCUGGUGGGUGGCACAUUGGGGAAGAUUGCAUUGGAUGUGAUGAUCAUGUCUUCCAAUGAGUUCGACGAGGUCUCGGAGCCCUUCGUGCCUCACAGAGGUGCUUCGUCCACGAUGCCACAGAAGCGUAAUCCUAUCUCCAGUGAGGUGAUUCUGGCUGCGUCGAAGAUGCUGCGUGCCAAUGCGUCUCUAGGAUUAGAUGCAAUGGUUACCGACUUUGAGCGUGCCUCUGGACCGUGGCAUUUGGAAUGGGUGGCUAUUCCUGAUGCUUUCGUGACUGCGGUGGGCGCUUUGCACCAGACGAAUUUCGCUCUCGGGGGAUUGGUGGUUAAGGUUGACUCGAUGAAACGCAAUCUGUAUUCCACCAAGGGGUUGAUUGUGGGUGAGGCUGUGAUGAUGGGACUGGCACCGCAUUUGGGACGACAAGGAGCUCAUGAUCUCGUUUAUGAGGCUUGCAAGUCUGCCAUCGAACAAAAUCGGAGUCUGCUUGAGGUUCUUGAGGAGGUUCCUUCCUUGGUUGGAAUUGCGACGCCGGAAGAGCUAGCUGCUCUCUGUGAUCCGUUGAAAUAUAUGGGAGCUAGCCAGUUGAUGGUUGAUAGUAUGGUGAGGCGUACAGUUUAA